UGUUUACAAGGCACUAUUUUCAACGGGAACUUUUUCUCCAAGACACCGGUGAGGAUUUACUCCAACGGGUUUGAUAAUUCUGUCUUUGAAGUAAUCGUUCAGAUACAUCAAAGGACGACAUUGAUAGUGAUUUCUGAAGACAGUUUCGCUAAAUGUCAAUGCAUCGCUUGAACUGCCAGACGAUAGUAUGAAAUCGGAUGUUAACACGAUGGAUUCAAAGUUUCGAUCAGAAGGCAGGCAUUAUUUACAAAAGCGGCGGUUAUCAUCGAAAGCUAUGAAUGGAGGUUUCGAUGAAGCCGAUCUAAACCUUGCCAUCCAGGAAAGUUUAAAAUAUGCUAAAGGUCAGAAAGAACCCGAUGUGAAAAAAGAUUCGGACAACAACCAAAAUACAAUCUGUGGUCGCCCGCCGCUGUCAACCGAAGAUCACAACGCCCUGACGAGAAUGACCGGGAAAUUGUUGAAUGCGGACAGCUCGCAUCCAAAUGAAAAUAAACAGUUGAAGGACCUGUUACUUCUUCACAUUGAAUUAAUUCAGCACCAACAGGAUAUGAUAUCAAAAAGAGACAAAGAGAUCAAAACGCUAAAGUCGGAGAAAAACGCGUUACAAUGUCGCUUGGAGCGAAUGGAGCGUCGGAUGUCAAUACUAAAGCAGAAGGAGGAAUCCCAUGAUACUCACGUGGCGCGGGAAGCCGCUAUCGAGGCUGCGUUGGCCAUCCCCCCAGACAAGGGGGUCAAAAGGAAAGCACAUCAGUCAGCAACAGAGAAAGAUGGUCUUCCUUCCAAGCGUGCAGCACUAGAUAGGGAGUCUCCGCGUAACCAUGGAAACCGAUCUGUGCACAGAACUGUUACGAAGACUCUGACCAAAUCACAGGUGGAGGUGCCCAAAUCCGAUUCCGAGUCGGACAUUGAUGAUGAUUCAGACAAGGAGGAUGUUGUGGAAGGGGAGGAAACUCUGUUAAAGACAGAUUGCACAUAUCAUGUGACAUGUUGUGAAGCAAGGUCACGGACUAUUGACAAUAUAUCGUAUCCAAAUUUGUGUCGGAGUGCACGAUCACAGACCUUAGUUGAAACACCCACAUGGAGGUUCAACAAAAUAACAAACUUGUACCAACUUGAAGGAACAGAGAACCUAGAAGAUGAGGUGUUUAUAAAACGGCAUCAAAAGCCUGAGCUGGAAGAAAGGAGAAGAAAACGAUGGGACUUGCAGCAACCGGAACAGCGGAAUCUGCUGCGCCUGAAGGAAAAGGAGCAGCGAAUUGUCCACAAUACCAAAGAAGAUGAUGAGAGUCACGUGGAGUCCUUCAUCCCAUGUCUGGAUGAUAUAACUCAUAUCGAGGUGGGAGAGAAGCUCACAGUGACAGCUUUCGGACAACCUAUCCCCCAUAUGAAGCCGUUAGAAUUUGAACUUCCCUGGGAGACCAACCGACAGUGUACGUUGGCAUCUAGGAAAUCUAGUGUGUAUCGACCCCGGAGAAGAUGAUAGUUUCACAUAGUACUAACCUCAGUAACUAGCCCGGUCUAAUGUGACUAGCCUGGUCUUGUGGGACUAGUCAAGUGUGAUUAGCCUGGUUCUGUGCGACUUAGUAGGACUAGCCUGGUCUAAUGGGACUAGCAUUGUCCAGCGUGACUAGCCUGGUCUUGUGCAACUUGUCACUUCUGUAAGUGACUGCAUAUGAUUAGCCUUGUCUUCUGGGACUCUCUUGGUCUCAUGGGACUAGCCUGGUCUAAUGACACUAGCAUCGUCUAAUGGGACUAGUCUGGUCUUGUGUGACUUGUUCAGUCUCGAACAAUCUCUUGCUAUGUCAGCAGUGACACUCUUUCUGUGACAGUUUAUUAUUGUCUUGUGUUAUGUCCACUUGAUGAAUGUGGACUCAGUGUCCAACUGUCCACUCACAAGGCAUUUAUAGCUCACUUACAUCUUGCAAGUGUCAAAAUUGUCAUUUCUAAAAUAAGACCGUAGUCAGUUUGAUAUUUGAUUGCCAACAGAACUGUCAUAGUGUCAAAAUUGCAAGUCCCAAAAAGAUUUUUAUCUACCACAGUCUCUCAUGUGGAACUGGUUCGUGUGUGGAUGAGGUUGUAUGAGCAGACCAUUGUCAAUGUUACCAUGUGCGUGUCGUGUGGUUAGAUUGUGAGCAUUUGUGUAACCUUAGCAGUACAGUAUGAGUUGGGUAUUGGGAAUGGAAGUGCAACAUUAUAUCUACUGAUACUGGAAUGUCCCCGUAGGCUUGCUGUGGGCAGUAAAUAUCAGAGAACAAGUAUUUAUCAUCAGUCAUGUAUAACGAUAGCUGAUGAUCUGAGUGCAGCAGACGAAGACAUGUUGGAUCUUCUCAGGCUGCUUAUAAAAGGUUAAGUUGGUAAGUGCCCUGGGUUUUUUUUGUUUUUUGGGGGGAGUGUCACUCUGAUUUGCCUUUUGUCCAAGUGAAAGUGUGAUUACGACAUUUUGAUGGGGGUCUGUUUUGUUUGUUUCAUGCAUCUCACAGGGACUUUUGACUGUGUAGGGGCGGUGGGGUAGCCUAGUGGUUAAAGCGUUGGCUCGUCAUGCCGAAGACCCGGGUUCGAAUCCCCACAUGGGUACAAUGUGUGAAGCCCAUUUCUGGUGUCCCUCGCCGUGAUGUUGCUGGAAUAUUGCUAAAAGCGGCGUAAAACCAAACUCAGCCAGUCAGUUUUGACUAUGUAUGAAUAUAGGGCUGGUCUGUUGUGUUGGAUGAUGAACUCAGUUGUGGAAACAUAUCCUUGUCACACAGUUGAUUGAAAUUAUAUACUUUAACAGUUGUGUGAUUAGGUUUUAGGAAAAGGCCGUGUUCAGGUCCCCAUGGCAUAAAGUGUUUGUAGUGUUCAGGUUACCAUGUGAACUUACAUUACGACAAUCAAAUGCUGCGGUUGCUUUGUACCAAGGAGCCUGUGUCAACGUGCAACACUGAAGUUAGAGUGAACAGAUCUAUUCUAAUAAAACAUAAACUUCAGGUUUUUUGUCUGAAUGCAGAAAGUCAAUAUGUGAAUGUCGCUAUGUAAAGGAGCAUGUGUGAAUAGGACUGGCUGUCAGCUGGAGUCCAAGGUCAUCUGCGAUCGUGGUUAAUGGCCUGUGAGCACAGUGCUGGGCUUCUCAACAAAGAGCCAAACAUCCGAGACCGGUGUUUAUCUUCUGAAACUGGCUUUCUCUGGAGAUAUUGCUUUAAUGGGGUCAAUAGAACGGCAUCACUUUGCCGACCAUUGUGAUGUCAUUGGUUACCAUGACCACACUGAUAUCUUGGUAGCUGCAACUGGGUCUAUGUACUCAACACAUUGGUUAUUACUGUUAAAAUACUCAGAUAGUCGGAAAAUUGAUUAUUGAUGAUAGUCUGAACAUCAAUAUAAGUUUUGUUCUUAAAGUUCUUUCGACUUGUGCUGAUAUAUAUAUAUAAAACACUGGGUUGAAAUUUUCUAUCUCUUUUGACUUUUCUUCACAUUUAGUUACAUGCAGUGCUUCAGCUGAAAUUCUCUUCAGAGAGCUGUGUUCAAUCCACACCAUGCAGUAAGACCGAGAACCAAGAUGUUUUAGCUAAAGCAUUUAUCAGUCUUUUGUUACAAAUGAGAGAAAUCGUCCAGAUCUACCGUUACUUUGAUAUUAUUGUACUAACUGGGGACAUGAGGGGAGAUGUAAGGGAACGUCAUCUCUUCUCCUCCUGGUUGUAUGUUGUUCAUGCAGCUUCCUCCAAACCCACUGAGCCGAUUAUUGUUUGUACUGCUACAUGUAGUGUAGGACAUCAUCGCGGCACCCGUGUCGCUCACGUCAUAGUCAUCAUUCCUCUUCUGCUUUUAUUUCCAUCUAUCAUUCAAUAUUACUGUUCCAUAGCAUAGUGUUUUUAUUAGAUGUUCUAGCUCGGUCUUGUAUGAUUAUUUCUUGUGCUACUUGGCAGGAGUUUAGAGACAAAAGGUGUUUGUCGGUGUUACUAUCUGUGGUAUUGGAUAAUCUUGUAAAAAUGUACAACACGUCCAUGUACAGUGGAAUGUGGGUCUGAGGGGCAUAACUCAAUGUCAGAGUUGUCUCCCUUCAUGUAACUGAAACUGCUGUAAGAUGUCAGUAAGUUGUUUGGUGUUACGAUUUUGUGUGGUAAUGUCUGUUCUAAUACCGAUAAUGAAUAUAAGAAAUGAAUUGGAUUUAUGAUAAUUCUGUUUACUUUGAACUGAUCACAACAUGUCAGUCAGACAUGAAACUCUACCAGGGCAAGUUAAGAGGGGAAAAUACUUUUGUUUUUAGAACCCAAAUCAGGUUAUUCAACAACACUUAUCUCCUCUCAAAACUCAAGUUUCUCAAGCAAUAUUUGGAUUUAGCAGUAAUUUAGUUACCAUAGUUACUUUACGUUGUAAUGGUUUAGACUGUAAUGGUUGUCUGGUUGUGAAACAAACCUUUAUGCUGCAUUUGCUAAUGAAAAAUAUGUUUUGGGGAAAUAAGUCCAAGCAGUUAAAGGCCAUUAUCUUAACAAUACUAAGAUGGGGACUUGGAACCCAGAUCCUGAAUGACGUAAAUGACUGGAAAGAUUAAACCUGAAAUUUCGACUGUUUAAGGAAGGUGUACAUAGAUAAUCACACGGCUCCUUCCUGGUCCUGUAUUUCAAACUGAUCUUACAGCUGUCCAGAUGGCUGUACUUUCAAAUUCUCUUUUUGACAGUCUUGACGUUAACAUCUUUGUAGUUGACCAGACUGAAGCACUGAUUAGUGAAGCUUAGAUAUUGCUUAACGAACAUAGAGAAAUGACUGUGCCUUGUGUGAGCCUGACUGGUGUAAGAGUGAACUGGGGGACAGAUGUUUGUAUUGUUAAACUCUCUUCAGCAUCAUUAAGUGCUUCUGUCAAACCACCUUCCCGAAGAAGCUGGGAAGAUUUCUCUAUCCGUAUCUGAGUUCUUUAAGUUCUGUGUAGAUAUGAAUAUUUGACAUUGGUGAUUAUGUGGUUUCUUUUUUAAAUGUGUCAUCUCUGAACAUGUACAAGAAUUUCCAUGUUGACGUAAGUGGCAUAAAAGAAUCAAGUUUCCAUUGAAUUCUCACCCCAAAAUCGCGUGACACAACACAUUUGCAUCUCUUUUGUGUAAAUAUUAUAAAUUUUACUAAUACUUCUUAUUAUUUCGGGUCAUUUCUAAAAAGUCAUUCAACCUGUGCUAAAUCAUUGUAAAGGCAAAAUAGUUAACCCAUAAUUUGUGUUUCAGGUAAAAUAUGGCUUAGCAAGUGUGGGUCAGAAGUGAUUUGGAAAAGAAACUCAUUCUUUAAACUUGUUACCACAGAUAGUUUGUUUAGAACUGAUUUCAUUUGCAAUGAAUGUUGAAUUUGUAGACACGAAUUGCUGCAGCAAAAACAGAACGGUAUAAUGUGGAAACAUUUUCUUUCACCUGGAAGUGAAAUAUGUGUAGUUAGUGAUUAAAACCUUUUAGUCGCAAGUUAAACUAACAGUCUGCCAUGUUACCUGAAACACAGGUAUUUUCUUUUGCCUUCUCACUAUCAUGAGUUGUCAUUGGUGUAAAAUUGUCAGCUCACUCCAUUCUAUAUACAUCACAACCCACUGUUGAUUGUACAUACAUUAAUCAUGUUUACGCUGCUGUGAAAUAAAGUAGUUUAAUGUUU
Haliotis rubra (blacklip abalone) is the source of this 5592-nucleotide messenger RNA. RefSeq names its product male-specific lethal 1 homolog. Gene Ontology annotation, cellular component: MSL complex. The record is from RefSeq and is a predicted model, not a curated record. Lineage: Eukaryota; Metazoa; Mollusca; Gastropoda; Lepetellida; Haliotidae.